AUAGUUUGGACAAAUAUUCAAGCUAACUAAAAAAAAAUAAGGAAAAAAACAAUAUGCCAAGAAUAGUAUCUAGAAGUAUUGUUGUUACAGAUAUAAAGAAUAAAGAAGAAUAUAGGCACGAAAAACCUUUAAAUGUAUAUUAUUGCAUAUGUGGGAAAAUGGUACUUAUUCUAGAUUGUACAGUGGAAAAACUCCCCUUAAGAAGAAAAGAUGAUGCUCGUGUCAUUGAUGCUUCAAAGCAUGUAUUUAAGAUUACAUAUAAUGAUGAAGAAAACGAAACUGUAUAUAUAAGAAGAGAUGAAGGAAUUGAAAAAUUAUUUAUAAUGAAAUGUAAAAAAUGCUCUUUACCAUUAUUCUAUCGACAUAAUCCAGCCAAAAAUUUAUCAAUUAUAUUUAUAAUUGCCAAUUCCAUCUUCAAAACAGGCAAAGAUUAUGUUCAACAACAAAAAGAUAAUAAAAAUAAACAGAAUAAGUCCAAUGAAGAUAAACAAGUUACCAUAACAAAACAUACCCAUAAUACUGGGAAGUUUAGUUCUGUCACAGUUUCAACUAUCGAUGAUGAAGAAGACGAAUUAGAAGCGAAAGAAAUAUCCGAUUCUUACACCGCCAACGCUAUUAUCAUAGAAAAUCAAUUGAAAUCUAAGAAGAAGUACACUACGAUUGGUUCGGCGCUCACUCCUUUCGACUCCUCAAAACAUAAAUCAUCGGAGCAAGAAAUUAUCCUAACACCUGCUAAGAGAAACAAAUAUAAAGGCACACUAAUCGAUAAAUCUAUUGAUUAGACGAUUAAAUGUUGAUAAAUAUUUUAUCUUGAUUAUUAUAUAUACUUUAUCAUUUUGGCAAAUAUAUAUUUAUUUGAAAAAUUGGAAAGAACAUAUAAUAUACAGCGCUAUUUUAUAUUGAAAAUUAUAUAACUAUCAAAGUAA
Molecule: messenger RNA, 926 nt
Organism: Gordionus sp. m RMFG-2023
Lineage: Eukaryota; Metazoa; Nematomorpha; Gordioida; Chordodea; Parachordodidae
Product: STING ER exit protein-like
Exons: 5
Coding region: 54-782 (242 amino acids)
Biological process (GO): endoplasmic reticulum membrane organization; endoplasmic reticulum to Golgi vesicle-mediated transport
Source: RefSeq, a predicted model, not a curated record